This is a messenger RNA of Closterium sp. Yama58-4, 3471 nucleotides long. NCBI's taxonomy places the organism in Eukaryota, Viridiplantae, Streptophyta, Zygnematophyceae, Desmidiales, Closteriaceae. The record is from the annotation of a GenBank genome assembly.
AUGCCUUACGCUUUGGACUCCUUCAUACCUCAGUUUCCCGAAUCCUCCGUCCUCCCCUUUUCAGCACUUUUCUUUCUUCGGUUUUCGUUUAAUUUUUUCCCUUCCCUCUUCCCCCCUCUUUUCUUCAAGUGUGUUUACCAAGGCCGCGUCGAGAUUCCUCCGCACAUUGUCGCGGAAGCCAUGGCCGCGCUUCGCGGCAACAAGGGCGAGCCGGCGCUAGACGUGCGUUGGUCCGCGCCGAUUUCGGAAAACGAGAUGCGCUACGUCGAAGACUACGUCAAAGCGCGUUACCCGGCGAUUUUCACGGAGUGCAUCGUAGGGCUCGGAUUCCCCAUGCCGUGCGUGUUAGAGGAGCCCGACGGCGGCGGGUAUCGCGGCGGGGGAUUGUCUCCAAUGGCGGAGCUUCUUGCGAUGGAUGACGAGGGGGACGCGGAGGGGGAAGGGGGAUACGUCGGAAUGGGCGGACCGGGCGCGGUCUUCGGAAGGAGUAACAGCACCGACAUUCUGGUGGAGAGCCGGGACGUGCUGGACCUCUCCAUGAGCGUGAGUGUCACGGAGCUGCACGCGCGGAGGCGCAUUCUGCAGCAGUGCGGUGUGGAGAACGAGGAGUACCACAUCGUCUUCACGCCUUCUGUUCAAGAAGCCAUGGUGCUGGUCGCCGAGGCCUACCCCUUCCACCGCCACAACGUGUUUCUCACCGCCUUGGACCAGUCGGAUGACAGCAUCAGCAUGUUUGCAACUCAUAAGGACUCCAAGGUGAUCCAGGCGCCCCUAUCAUGGCUCGACCUGCAGAAGCCGGGAAGCCAGCUCAGCACCAACUUCAGGCGCAAGAGCAAAGCCAACCCCAAGGGUCUGUUUGCCUACCCCAUGUGUGCAAACGGCCAAACCUUCUCCCUGCACUGGGUGUCGGAGGCUCAGCGCACCUGCUGGCACGUGCUGCUAGAUGUGACCGCUAUUGAGCUUGACUCGGGGGUUUUCAAUCUGACUUCACACAAGCCUGAUUAUGUGCUCUGCUGCUCUCCACAUAUUGUGGGUUACCCCCCUGUCCUCUCGUUCCCUGCAUCUGCCAAACUCACUCCCGCCAUGGCCUGGGGCCAGUUCGCCCCGGUUUUCCAAUCGCCAGUCCUGCCGUCAUCCCCGCCGCCAAUGUUGCCAGUCGCCGGCGAAUCUGACGGUGAACCGUUGCCGGUGACCGGGAAGUCCAUGAUGGAGUGGAAAGACUCGGUUGUACGAGCGGCUGCGGCGAUGGGAACGACGCCGGCGAGCGAUUCAUUUGAUUCGUGCUCCUCCGAUACAAGCUUAUCCGAUACAAGCACGUCGGAUUCCGCGGCGCUUACCUCUGAGUGGAGCUCUAACUCGUUACUUAGUCUAAGCUCCACUCGCUCCGAAGAAGCGGAGGAUUUAAGUAGCACCGAAGGGUCUGGGGCCGCCUCCCCUGGUAGUCCGGCUGUGGCGGAUGCGGCGGCGGCGGCAGCGGCGGAUUUUCAGAGAGUGCUGCUCCUGGCGGAAAACGCGGGGAAAUUGGAGGAACUAGCGGAGAAUGCGGCGAGGAUGGGCCUGGUACCAGAGACGACUGCGCUCACGUUGAACCUGGAGCGAGCAGCGGCUGAUGCGGCGGAAGCGGCGGAGACUGCUGACCAGGUUGCUGACGUCAUCGAUGCUGCCGGCCCUGCGACGCCUGCCGCUACUUCUGCUCCUGUAGCUAAAGCAUCUCCUGCAGCUGCUGCCGCCCCGCCCGCCGCAUUCGUCGCGAUGCAGCGUCGGUCCGCCACGACUCGCGCUGUGCACAACGCGGCCCGGCGCGACAACGUGGAGGAGCUUGGAGCGCUUCUGGCGGAUUGUCCGGAGCUGAUUAACGCGCGGUCGAGCCUGACGUGCCAAACCCCGCUGCACGAAGCGGCGGCGGAAGAUGCGGCGGAGGCCAUUCGUGUGCUUCUGUCGUUCGACCGACCGCCGUCAGUUGCGGGGAGUGGCGGCGAGUAUAGGGAGACGCGAGAGGACGCAUCAGGCGCAAUUCCCGCGGACGUCGAAGCGCGCAACAUGUUCGGCGAGACGCCUCUGCACAUCGCCGCCAAGUGCGGCAGCGCGAGGAGCGUCAAGGCGUUGCUCGAAGGCGGCGCGGCCGUCAACGCCGCUGCGUCGAAUCGCGCCACGCCGCUCUAUCUCGCCGUCUGGGCCGCACUCAACACUGCUGACGUGGCAGCCGACAGCAACGCGGGAGGGGCUCCGGCUGGAAUGGGCCAGCCGAAGAUUCUGGAAGUGGUGGAGUUGCUGCUGAAGCACGGUGCUGACGUGGCAGCGCAAGACAAGGAUGGCAACUCCCCUUCGAGUCACAUUCAAUUAGGCAACUCAUCCGCUACAAGCACCAGCAACAACAGCGGUAUCCGCGCCUCCCUACGACGAAUCCUCGACCGCCACGUGGCACUCCACGCUCCGUCCCCGUCGCCGUCCCUCACCCCUAGCUCCGCAUCCGCCGUGAUGCAAACGCUCGAGAAAGAGUUAUCCUCGUUAAUAGGCCUCCCGCUAUUGAAGCAGCAGCUGCGCGUGUGGGCGAAGGGCUUGGUCUUAGAUCAGAAGCGGCGGGAACUGGGGAUCCGCGUGCAACCGCGCAAACCCCCGCACAUGGCUUUUCUAGGUUCCCCCGGCACGGGGAAAACCACCGUUGCGCGCGCGCUUGCGCGGCUGUUGAAUUUGGUGGGUGUCUUACCCACGGAUAAGGUGGUUGAGGUUCAGAGGACGGAUUUGGUUGGCGAGUUUGUCGGGCAUACGGGCCCGAAAACGCGGCGGAAAAUUCUGGAGGCGGCUGGGGGGAUUCUUUUUGUGGACGAGGCGUACCGGUUGGUUCCGCAGCAGCGGUCAGAUGAAAAAGACUAUGGCGCGGAGGCAUUGGAGGAGAUAAUGUCGGUGAUGGACUCGGGCAGCGUUGUUGUGAUUUUUGCUGGAUAUGCUGAGCCAAUGAAGCGGGUCUUUGCAGUAAACGAGGGGUUUCAGCGGCGUGUGUCGCGAGUAUUUGUGUUUGACGAUCUCUCUCCACUCGAUAUUGCGCAAGUCAUGCUGCUUAAAAUGAAGCAGGCGGCUGGGGAAGCUGCUACUAACGGGGAUGAGCUAGACGUUGACUGUGCUAGCAGUGCGCAUCUUUGUUUCCUGUAUGUGCACUCUUGUCAUAACACUUGCUCCUUCCUCCGUUCCCUCCACUUCCUCCUCUACUCACUCCUCCCUCCUGUCUUGUAUUCCCCUCCUCACUGCAGGUUGCAUCCCAGCAUAACUCCAUCCUCCCUAGCAGCUGUUAUCACCCGAUCAACCACAGAGGAGCAGCGGAGGCAGAGGAACGGAGGGAUGGCGCUGCCUGUAUUAAUGGACGCUCGAGAUCGACUGGAUGAACGGCUGGAUAUUGACUGCUGUGACAUGGACGAGCUUGUGACUAUAACGAUGGAAGACAUCGAGGCAGCUCUGUCCAACAUUCCUCAAUAA